AAUCCGCUCAGCCGGCAUCGAGUGCGCGUCGGAUUGCUGUAACAUUUUACCAGUUCGUGGUACAAAGGUGCAAUCGAAACAGAAAUUCAAAUCAGGAGCAACACAAUGCAGAUUCUUCGCUGAGAGAGACAGAGAGAGAGGGAGAGAGAGAGAGAGAGAAAGAGAGAGGGAGAAAGAGAGAAAGAGAGGGAGGAAGGAGUAUAAAGAGAUAAUAUGUGUCUAUUAUUAUUCGUUCAUAUAAUGAUAACAGUGAUAAUAGUGAAUAACGAAAAAAAACAGUGAUCGAUCGUGUUCACCAAAACAGUGUUUGCGCACAGAAGUUUGAAUUUGAUAGUUGAAAAAGUAAUCAGACUUUUUCCUAUUGGAAUCAAAAGAAUGCAUAUACGGGGUGAUGCUUCGCUCUCCGUGGGAGCGGAGCUUAGAUCGAUCCAAGAAGUCCUCAAAAGAUAUCAUGGAGACUUGGUAACGACAGGAAGCCCCACCAUCAUGUGUAGUUCGCUACCGACUCACUGGAGAUCAAACAAGUCUCUUCCGGUGGCAUUCAAGGUCAUAGCUCUCGACGAAGUCGCGGACGGAACACAAGUUACCAUCAAGGCUGGCAACGACGAGAACUGCUGUGGCGAACUGAGGAAUUGCACGACGACCAUGAAGAACCAGGUCGCCAAGUUCAACGAUCUCAGAUUCGUCGGUCGCAGCGGGAGAGGAAAAUCAUUUUCUCUAACGAUCCAGAUCAACACAAUGCCGUACCAAGUGGCCACGUAUGCCAAAGCUAUCAAGGUUACAGUAGACGGACCACGCGAACCGAGAUCCAAGUCGAAUUAUCAGUAUAGCACCAAUUUCGCUGGAAUUCCUGCUAUAUUUACCAAUCCCUGGAUGGAUCCCAUAUACUUUGGAUCAACUUGGCACUCUUUGUCGCAUCCAGCUGCUUUAAUUAAAGGAACGGUGCCACCCCACGAUUUAUUCAAUCCGGCCUUCUCGUCAAUUUUGCCAUGUCCGUUUGAAUAUAAUGUGAAUUAUCCCGAGUACGCGGCGUUGAUGACCAAUGCAUCGACGGCGAACGCGAUGUCGUCGGUUCUGACAUCGCUCGCGCCGAGUCCGUCCAGAACACCGCCCAGCCCGAGUGAAUCUGGUAGCGGCGAGUCCGCGACCGAAGAGGUGCGAAGUGCCUUCGUGCCUCUUCGACACAACACCUUGCCGCCGAGCACGUCGUCGUCGUCGUCGUCGCCAGACAGAAAUGCCAAAAGACAAAUCGAGGGCACGAGAAACGAAUUGAAGGCGCCCACCGCGCUCAUAUCCCACAAAUUAUCGUCCUCGCAGAGGAGUCCGUCGCCGACGAAAAUCACGCCGCCGUCUACGAAAGCAGUCGUCUGGAGGCCGUAUUAGAAAUUGUAGAUCCACGAUAGCAAGGUCUCGAAAAAUAUCGUGAAAGAAGGCUAGUGAAAACCGCCAUGGUAGACGAAAAAAAUUAAUAAUAAAUUAUUAUAUGAUGUAUAUUAUAUAAUGUAUAUGUAUAUUGAUAUAGGU
Molecule: messenger RNA, 1524 nt
Organism: Wasmannia auropunctata (little fire ant)
Lineage: Eukaryota; Metazoa; Arthropoda; Insecta; Hymenoptera; Formicidae
Product: segmentation protein Runt-like
Exons: 4
Coding region: 376-1383 (335 amino acids)
Biological process (GO): regulation of DNA-templated transcription
Cellular component (GO): nucleus
Molecular function (GO): RNA polymerase II cis-regulatory region sequence-specific DNA binding; ATP binding; DNA-binding transcription factor activity, RNA polymerase II-specific
Source: RefSeq, a predicted model, not a curated record